Messenger RNA from Penicillium expansum, 540 nucleotides. RefSeq lists its product as uncharacterized. The record is from RefSeq and is a predicted model, not a curated record. NCBI's taxonomy places the organism in Eukaryota, Fungi, Ascomycota, Eurotiomycetes, Eurotiales, Aspergillaceae. The transcript is spliced from 2 exons. Gene Ontology annotation, biological process: nuclear-transcribed mRNA catabolic process, RNase MRP-dependent; maturation of 5.8S rRNA from tricistronic rRNA transcript (SSU-rRNA, 5.8S rRNA, LSU-rRNA). Gene Ontology annotation, cellular component: ribonuclease MRP complex. Gene Ontology annotation, molecular function: rRNA primary transcript binding. Bases 1 to 540 code for a protein of 179 amino acids.
AUGGACAAUAUAGAGGAUAUCCUGGCAGUCCACUCAAUGCUGCAUCUGAUCUUUCAUCGCAAUAAGAAUCAGCAUCGUCGAACUAAAUGGUGGAAAUGGCUAUCCAUCUUGAAACGCGCCACCUUGGACCUCGCCCGAUCGGGGGUAAAAUCCCACCUGGUCACUAUAAUCCCAAGAUGUUACAUCGCCUUUUCAACUGUCGUUGCCGAUAACCAGUUCUCUACCCUUGGAAUCGUGCUGUUGGCUGCGUUGGCGCGAUUAAAUAAAAUCACCGGAAUCAGUCAGCUGAAGAUGCAACCUGUGACAAGCAAGUCCAAGAUUAUUCCUGUCGCAAAAGAAGAUAUUGGGGAGCGUAUUCUUCGGAUUGACAAUGCGCCACUCACUCCGGUCAAGGUUUCCCAGUCUGAUUCCAAGAUCUCCAAGGCCUCCAAAGCGAAGCCCACGGAAAAGUUUACAGAGGAUGGUGUUUCAAAGAGUACAUCGAAAAAGAAGAAGAAGAAGAAGAACGCUAUCGAUGAUCUAUUUAGCGGUUUAUUUUGA